AUGUUUGAUCUUGAUAACGAAGAAUGUCCACAAGGUGUUCACGUUGCAGAAGCAUUUGUUCCACAAAAUCAUUCUCCUUUUUAUCAAGUUAAUGGGAUAUGUAGCCUUUAUAAUCCAAAAGUUGAGAAAGGUCAAAUAUCUAUGUCUCAUAUAUGGGUUGAAAAUGGACCUGUUGAAUCUUCCAACAGAAUAACUAUGGGAUGGCAUGUACAUCCAUCAAUGUACGGUGAUGCAAGGACCCAUUUUUAUACAUCAUGGACGUCCGAUAACUUCAAAAAGACAGGAUGCUACAAUACCGCAUGUAGAGGUUUUGUCCAGGUUGACAGGAAGAACUUCCCUGGUGGAUAUUUCCCUGACACAUCUACCUACGGUGGCGCGACUUAUGAGGCUUACAUGGCUAUUACUCAGGAUCUAAAGACAAAAAAUUGGUGGAUAAGCGCAGGGAAGGUAAACAUCGGAUAUUAUCCAGCAGCAUUGUUCUCGAACUUAGGGUCAGCAUCCAUCGUAGGAUGGGGUGGGAGAACAAAAGCCAACGUUGGUGGUCGUAGUCCUCCAAUGGGAUCUGGGCAUUUUCCUGAUGGAGAUAGGACCCAUGAAUCUUAUUUUAGAUCUCCCAAGAUUCAAGGUGCAUCAUUAAUUGUUUAUACACCUGAAUCUUUUAUGACCAAACACUUCUCUGACAAUACUAAAUGUUAUGAUGUUGGUUACCAUGAUAAAUAUUACGGAGAGGUUAAUAAGGAAAGUGUUGUUCACUUUGGAGGACCGGGAGGCAAUUGUGGAAUUUAA
This is a messenger RNA of Vigna angularis (adzuki bean), 786 nucleotides long. RefSeq lists its product as uncharacterized. The record is from RefSeq and is a predicted model, not a curated record. The transcript has 6 exons. The coding region runs from base 1 to 786 and encodes 261 amino acids. Lineage: Eukaryota; Viridiplantae; Streptophyta; Magnoliopsida; Fabales; Fabaceae.